AUGAAGCAGAAUCGUUUUGUGUCGAAGUCGGCGAGAAAGGCACGCAAGGCGCACUUCAACGCACCGUCGCACAUCAGAAGGCGACUGAUGAGCGCCCCGCUCACCAAGGAUCUGCGCAGCAAGCACGGCAUCCGAUCCAUACCAAUAAGGAUUGACGAUGAGGUGACCGUCACACGAGGCCACUACAAGGGCAACGCUGGCCGUGUGAUGCGUGUUUAUCGAAAAAAAUUUGUUAUUCACGUCGACAAAAUCACCCGGGAAAAGGCCAACGGUUCAACAGUACACAUCGGCAUCCACCCAUCAAAGGUCUGUUCAGAUUCUAAAUUCGUCGCGACUUUUCAUUUCCUUGCAUGUCUGUUGCAUUAG
Messenger RNA from Gongylonema pulchrum, 366 nucleotides. The record is from the annotation of a GenBank genome assembly. NCBI's taxonomy places the organism in Eukaryota, Metazoa, Nematoda, Chromadorea, Rhabditida, Gongylonematidae.